AUGGAGGACGGUCGGCUUAAGGUUAUUAUUGCGGGUGCGGGGAUAGCUGGCCUCGCCACGGCUAUUGCCUUGAGACAGCUUCCUUAUGUCGACGUGGAGCUGUACGAACGGUCUCUCGAACUCACAGAAAUCGGCGCAAGUAUCGCCCUCAGUCCGAAUGGUCUGCGCACACUGGAAAGACUCGGUGUGAACAAUGCCCUUGACGAUGAAGUGGCAUUUCGGGGCCCAGCUGGGAUACCGAUGAUUUACAGGCACUGGAAAACGAAUGAGAUUGUCAGUGUUGACCAUUUCGAGGCCGUCUCCGACCUACGCCAUCAGACUGCCAGAUUUCAUCGAGCCCACCUCCACCAGGCUCUCCUGCAGCAUGUUCCCAGAGAACUGAUUCAUUUGGACAAGAAAGUCAUUGGAGCCAAGGUCGAGGACCACACCGUGAGCUUGGAGUUCCAGGAUGGUACAACAGCAGUGGGAGAUCUCUUGGUCGGAGCUGAUGGCAUCAACUCGAAGGUCCGAAAGGCCUUUGUCCCUCACUUUGAACUAAGCUACACGAACCGGACUGCUUUACGAGCAACAUUUGACAUGUCUUUGGUCGAACAUAUCCCAGACCUCCCUUUUGACUCAACUCACUGGUGGGGACAAGAUCGCAAUUUCUUCGCUUCAAGGCUGGGUCGGAAUCAAUUCACCGUGGUUGGUAUGUACAAUCCGGCCAAUCUCCCCAAAGGCCAUGAUAGUGGAAUAGGAAUUUGGAACGACGUGGGCUCUGUUGAACUGUUCCGCGAGCUCUAUCGGGACUGGAACCCUGUUGUUCGUGCUCUUACUGAAGCAACACCAAACGUCCGACGGUUCCCCAACUAUGCGGGUCAGGCGAUAACGACCUGGGUGUUCGGCUCACGCGCUACACUUGUUGGCGAUGCGGCACACGCCCAUGGCGGGGCCCACGCGACGGGGGGCUCACUUGCCCUUGAUGAUGCCUAUGCGCUUUUCCUGUCCCUGAGGCAUACGAUUCCCGAAUGGCAGAGCUCGAAGCCCUCAAACUCCCAACUACAGACGGCUUUGGAAUUGUACGAAGAGGCGAGACGGCCACACACAGACAGACUCUUGCGCAGCGUCCAUUCCAGCAUGAACGAAACACCACCACAGACAGAUGAGGAGCUGCGGCGAAAGAUGCUCAAUCGGGCCAGCACUACCUGGUUGAGCGAACACGACGUCGAAAGGGCGUUCGCUGGAGUGGUCGCAGCCCACAUAGGACGUGAUGAUACGGUUGUGCGAGAAAGCAGACUAUAG
Cladophialophora immunda is the source of this 1281-nucleotide messenger RNA. RefSeq lists its product as uncharacterized. The coding region runs from base 1 to 1281 and encodes 426 amino acids. The transcript has 3 exons. Lineage: Eukaryota; Fungi; Ascomycota; Eurotiomycetes; Chaetothyriales; Herpotrichiellaceae. Gene Ontology annotation, molecular function: FAD binding; monooxygenase activity. The record is from RefSeq and is a predicted model, not a curated record.